Molecule: messenger RNA, 5094 nt
Organism: Pieris rapae (cabbage white)
Lineage: Eukaryota; Metazoa; Arthropoda; Insecta; Lepidoptera; Pieridae
Gene: ATP8B
Product: probable phospholipid-transporting ATPase IM
Exons: 26
Coding region: 463-4368 (1301 amino acids)
Biological process (GO): Golgi organization; phospholipid translocation
Cellular component (GO): plasma membrane
Molecular function (GO): ATP hydrolysis activity; magnesium ion binding; ATPase-coupled intramembrane lipid carrier activity
Source: RefSeq, a predicted model, not a curated record
UGAAUCAAAUGUGAAAUGUGAAUGGUGAUGCGAAUUCCGUCGAUUGAAUGCAAAUCCCGUGUCGUGUAAUUUGUGAACUGUGGUUUGCUCGGUAAUGCAGUGUUUGUCGAUAAAAAGAUUUUCUCGAUUUACUAUACAUCUCAUAUUAGGCUUAAAUGAAUUUUAUUUAAAAGAAAACUUGGAUAACAAUUAAUUAGUACUUAAUUAUGGCACUACGGAGUAGCAGCCAGCUAAUUCCGCGGUACUUAUUUUGACUUAUCGACGGUGGAGUGCCAUUUGGGAGUGCAGGAUGCCGAUCGCACCGCGUGGCCCUCCGCACAUCUCGCUACCCUACCGCCAGCGAUAUGAAAGACCAAUACUCAAGUGUCCUUAGUAAAGUGUAACUUUUGUACGCCUCUUUUACUCCGACCUUAUAAGUAUAAGUAGAACGUGUUAGUGUAAGUGUCGUGCGCGUGUGUGUAUAUGUGUGUCGAUGGUGUGGCCGACAUGGGAAAAUCCUCAGCGAGAACACAUGGCCAAGACAAUGAAAGAAGAAUCAAAGCAAAUAAUCGAGAGUACAAUGCGCAGUUCCGCUAUGCCAACAACUACAUCAAAACGUCAAAGUACUCGAUAGUAACGUUCCUGCCGUUGAACCUGCUGGAGCAGUUCCAGCGGCUAGCCAACUUCUAUUUCCUCUGUCUGCUGGUGCUGCAGUUGAUACCGGCCAUCUCCUCGCUGACACCCAUAACUACUGCCAUACCACUUAUUGGUGUACUGGCGCUGACUGCUGUCAAAGACGCUUACGACGACUUUCAAAGACAUCAAAACGAUUCUCAAGUAAACCACCGGCGAGCGAAGACACUCCGCAAUGGCAAACUGGUGGAGGAAAAGUGGGCGUCUGUUCAGGUGGGAGACGUCAUCAGGCUGGAGAACGACCAGUUCGUUGCUGCGGAUAUCCUGCUCCUCAGCAGCUCGGAGCCCAACGGCCUCUGCUAUAUCGAGACCGCUGAGCUGGAUGGGGAGACGAAUUUGAAAUGUCGUCAGUGCCUUUUGGAGACGGCUGCCAUGGGGCAGGAUGACGCACAACUGGGUGCCUUUGAUGGCGAAAUUGUCUGCGAGACGCCCAACAAUUUACUUAAUAAGUUUGAAGGCACAUUAAGUUGGCGCGAUCAACAUUUCUCGUUGGACAACGACAAAAUACUGUUGCGGGGCUGCGUGUUGCGUAACACGUCGUGGUGCUACGGUGUUGUUGUUUUCGCUGGUAAAGACACUAAGCUGAUGCAGAACUCUGGGAAGACCAAAUUUAAACGCACCAGCAUAGAUAGGCUACUUAAUUUUCUUAUUAUAGGGAUAGUUUUGUUCCUGCUGUCAAUGUGCGUUUUCUGCACGGUGGCAUGUGGGAUUUGGGAGUGGUUGGUGGGACGCUACUUCCAGGCGUACCUCCCGUGGGAUACGCUCGUACCAGCCGAGCCAGCAUCCGGCGCAGCCGUUAUAGCGAUAUUAGUUUUCUUCUCGUAUGCCAUUGUAAUGAAUACCGUGGUGCCCAUAUCGCUAUAUGUAUCUGUUGAGGUGAUAAGAUUUGCGCAAAGUUUUCUAAUUAAUUGGGAUGAGAAGAUGUAUUAUGAAAAGACUGGGACUGCAGCGAAGGCGCGGACCACUACUUUAAAUGAAGAGCUGGGUCAAAUCCAAUACAUAUUUUCGGAUAAGACGGGUACGCUGACACAGAACAUAAUGACGUUCAAUAAAUGUUCCAUAGCGGGUAUUUGUUACGGCGACAUUGUGGAUGAGACCACGGGUGAAACCAUCGAACUGACUGAUCGUCGCAGCGGGGCGGGUGGCGCGGCCUUGGGAACAGUGCGCGCUCGUCUCUUGGACCUUGAAGUCGAGGAGGGCCGCAGUACGCCCGCUGCGAGCACGCCCGCACAUCGCAACGCGCACAGCACAGAACCUUUAGACUUCUCGGACAAUCCGGAGUACGAGCCGGAGUUCAAAUUCUUCGACUCGAAACUAUUGAAAGCCGUGAAGCAGGGCGAUCACAAUGUUUAUGAUUUUUUUCGUCUCCUUGCGUUAUGUCACACCGUAAUGCCGGAACAAAAGAAUGGACGUCUCGAAUACCAAGCGCAGUCACCGGACGAAUCCGCGUUAGUUUCAGCUGCGAGGAACUUCGGCUUUGUAUUCAGAGAACGAUCGCCUAAUACUAUUACUAUAGAAGUUAUGGGUAAAACAGAGGUGUACGAGUUGUUGUGUAUAUUAGAUUUUAAUAAUGUAAGGAAGCGAAUGUCAGUGAUAUUGAAAAAAGAUGGUGAAAUUAGGUUAUAUACUAAAGGUGCUGAUAAUGUAAUCUAUGAGAGGUUAAAACAUAAUUGCCAGGAAGAAGUCAAGGCUAAAACACAAGAGCAUUUAAAUAAAUUUGCGGGUGAAGGACUCCGUACACUAGCACUCGCGUGGCGGCCUCUCGAAGAGCGGGGCUUCGCCGAGUGGAAGAGACGGCAUCAGGCCGCCGCCUUGGCCUUGAGGGAUCGGGAUGAACGUCUUGACGCCAUUUAUGAGGAAAUCGAGACUGAUUUGAUGCUUAUGGGCGUCACAGCUAUAGAAGACAAAUUACAAGAUGGCGUGCCAGAGACAAUAGCAAACCUGAGCAUGGCUGGAAUGAAAUUAUGGGUGUUAACCGGUGACAAACAAGAGACAGCAAUAAACAUCGGCUAUUCGUGUCAGUUAUUGACAGAUGACAUGGCAGAAGUGUUUGUGAUUGACGGAUCUUCGCACGAUGACGUUGAUCGACAAUUGGCCAAGUGCAGAGAUUCGAUACGAGUUGUCAACACGUUCUUGCCGCAUGGCAGCACAGACCCAAAGAGCGAAACCCUGAACGGUGGUGGUGGCGUCUCCCGUCCGUCCCCUGGUCGUGCGGCCAACGUGAAGCUGAAUGCGCCAGCCGUCUCCGUCGUCACAUUUAGGUGGGAAACUAACUCUCUAGCACACAGCAACGAAUACGCGUCCGGAGGCGGUCCGUACAGUGCGGAUACGCACGAGCACAAUAAUGAUGACUCAAAUGGAUUCGCGAUCGUUAUUAACGGACAUUCCCUCGUUCACUGUUUACAUCCCAAGUUGGAAGAAAAGUUUCUGGACGUAGUCCUUCAAUGUCGGUCGGUGAUCUGUUGCCGAGUGACGCCUCUGCAGAAGGCGAUGGUCGUGGAACUUAUCAAGAAGAGCAGAAAAGCUGUCACAUUGGCCAUAGGCGACGGUGCAAAUGAUGUAUCCAUGAUCAAGGCGGCCCACAUAGGCGUUGGCAUAUCGGGACAGGAAGGAAUGCAAGCAGUGCUUGCGUCAGACUACUCCAUAGCGCAGUUCCGUUUCCUCCAACGGCUCUUAUUGGUCCAUGGCAGAUGGUCUUAUUACAGAAUGUGCAAGUUUCUACGGUACUUCUUCUACAAAAACUUUGCGUUUACCGUCUGCCACUUUUGGUUCGCGUUCUUUUGUGGAUUCAGUGCACAGACGGUGUUCGACGAAAUGUUCAUAUCAGUAUACAACUUGUUCUACACGUCACUUCCGGUGUUAGCGUUGGGCGUGUUCGAGCAGGACGUGUCUGACGUGACCUCUCUUCAAUUCCCGAAGCUUUACGCUCCGGGGCACACGAGUGAGCUUUUCAACAAGACGGAGUUUAUCAAAUCCACUUUGCACGGCUGUUUCACUUCGCUCGUGCUGUUUCUUAUACCGUAUGGUACUUAUAAAGACGGAUUGGCUCCAGAUGGCAAAAUACUAUCGGAUCAUAUGCUCCUGGGAAGUGUCGUAGCCACCAUAUUAAUUAUUGACAAUACUACACAAAUAGCUUUAGACACGACGUAUUGGACGAUGUUCAACCACGUGACGAUUUGGGGGUCACUGGUGUCCUACUUUGUCCUCGACUACUUCUACAACUACGUCAUAAGAGGGCCUUACGUAGGGUCUCUCACGGUGGCUCUCACUCAGGCCACUUUCUGGUUCACCGCUGUACUUACUAUGAUGAUCCUCAUGGUGCCGGUGGUGUCGUGGCGCCUGGCGUGGUCCCGCCGCCGGCCCACUCUGGCCGAGCGCCUCCGAGCAAGGACCCGCUGGCGCCGCUCGGCCGCCGCCCCCGCUCCGCGCACGCCCUCCGCCCGCCGCGCUCGCCGCUCCGUCCGCUCGGGCUACGCCUUCGCCCACCAGGAGGGCUUCGGUCGGCUCAUCACCUCCGGCAAGAUCAUGCGCCGCAUCCCCCACGCCGACGCGGCCCUCUCGGCGCUGGCCUCUCUCCCGGGCAAGUUCCACGCCCGGCCCCCGAGUCCGGCCCCCUCGCCCCCCUCGCCCUCCUCGCCCCCCACUCCACCCUCGCCCCGCGCGCCCAAGCAGGACCUCGACUCGGUGGACUUAUGAGAGGCCCGGCCGGCCUUCGAUCUCCCCUCCGCAGCCGUCGCGCGCGAUGUUUGUAAAUAGACCGAGUUACAAACCGUCAUUUUUUUAAUAGACGGCAUAAUGUCGUCGAAACUCGUAUUGUGAUAAUGUUAAUAGUUAAUGCGUAUAUUAUUGCCUAUAAAUUAUAUUUGUUGAUCGAGAGUAUAUAUUGAUAGAUAUUUAUCGUACGUACUAAGAUUACUCUUUUAUAUCGAAAGGUAGUUCUCCCGUUUCCUCGACCGUAGUUCCGUCGACGGUCGACGUCGAAUAAAUUCGAAUUUUAGUUUUGUCCAUACUUUAUUGUUUCUCCUUAUGAUUAGGCCCACUCGCUAAGUCCAUCGGUUAGGUUUUUAGUUGAUCACUCCACUGAGCUUGAAUGUUUUGGAAGCUUUUAAUUAUGAUUAUUGUCGUCUGUGUCUGGAUCUUAGUAAAAUGUGCAUUUAAAAUAUCAUCAAUGUAGUGUGUAGUUAAAGUAGAUACACAUGAAGAGCGGUUGCGAUGUGUGUGCGUAUACUUCUGCUGUGCUAUGAGAAAACUAUUUAAAUAAAACGUCAGUAUUUAAAACAUAAUUUACGUGAUGUGAUAUUGACAUUUUUUAUUGCAUUUUUGCGUCUAUGUUAUGAACAUUCAUGUGUCAUUUUAACUACACGCAUAUAUGAUCGAUAUUUGCUUUGGUAUCAAUCUUUUUAAUAAAAGUUACUCUCCUAA